AUGGGUUGUCAUUCUUCUAUAGAAGGAACAACUGUAAAAGCAUCAACAGUGUGUUUUUUAGGCUUAGAUGGUUCAGGAAAAUCCCAUAUUGUACAUAGAAUUCUUCAUGGUGAUUCAACAGAUUACAUUCCAAUUUCAACACCAGCAUCCGAGUAUUACGAAAUCCCCGAAUACGAUCUACGUCUUUUUGAUGUAGGUGGACUUGGAAAAUAUCGUGAAUUAUGGCUUCAAAUCAUUAAACAAUGCGAUGGUGUUGUAUUUGUUAUCGAUAAAUCAGAUCAUACAAGAAUGAGUAGAGUAAGAGAAGAAAUUUCGGAAGUAUUAACUGAAUGUGCCAAUCUCUCAAUUCCAAUUUUAAUAUUAGCCAACAAAUGUGAUUUAGAUAAAACACUAAAUGAAAAUGACAUAAGCUCGAUCACGCAAAUAUCCCAAUACCAUGUCGAAUACGCUAUUAAAGAGUGCUCUGCAGUUUCAGGCGAUGGAAUUAUUUCAGGUCGUGAUUGGAUACUGCAGCACAUUAAAGCUAAGAACGAAUAA
Trichomonas vaginalis G3 is the source of this 537-nucleotide messenger RNA. RefSeq names its product GTP binding. Gene Ontology annotation, molecular function: GTP binding; GTPase activity. The record is from RefSeq and is a predicted model, not a curated record. The transcript has a single exon. Lineage: Eukaryota; Parabasalia; Trichomonadida; Trichomonadidae. Gene Ontology annotation, cellular component: microtubule cytoskeleton; cytoplasm. Bases 1 to 537 code for a protein of 178 amino acids.